CAAAGCCUUCCAAAAAGCCAUAAAUCCAUCACAUCAAAUCAUCCACGGACCCCAUCCACCUCCUUUAACCCCCCCCCCCUCCCCAACCACCACAGUUUCCUCACCGCUUCGUUUUCCUGCCGUUCGCUCCUCAGCUUUCUGCAGUUUCCCCAGCUAGCCAAACACCUGCUCGAACUGUAGUUUCCUUCCCUCAAUUUCCUUCCAAUUUUGCUUCUCACGUAUCAAUUUCCCCUUCUCUUUCGCACCUCAACUUUGAUCCCUGGGUAAUUCGAUUCCCCAUUUUUAGGGUUUCUGUUUGUAUUCUCUUUUUUCACCUUCAUUCGUUCUCAUGAAAUGAUCGUCGAUUACGAGGACCGCGGUGGGGGGGAUGAUUCUGAUUCAUGUUCCAAGUCGAUAAACGAGACGGUGAAUGGGUCCCACCAUUUCACCAUCAGGGGUUACUCCCUGGCUAAAGGAAUGGGUCCCGGAAAGUACAUAACCAGCGAUACAUUCACAGUGGGGGGUUAUGAUUGGGCCGUUUAUUUCUACCCUGAUGGUAAGAAUAUUGAGGAUUCUUCCACGUAUGUCUCUGUUUUCAUCGCCCUUGCUAGUGAGGGCACUGAUGUCAGGGCGCUGUUCGAGCUGACACUAUUGGAUCAGAGCGGAAAAGGGAAGCAUAAAGUUCAUAGCCAUUUUGAUCGGGCGCUCGAGAGUGGCCCGUAUUCUUUGAAAUAUAGAGGAAGCAUGUGGGGUUACAAACGAUUUUUCAGAAGAUCAGUUUUGGAAACUUCUGACUACCUGAAGGAUGAUUGCCUGUCUAUGCACUGUACUGUUGGAGUUGUGAGAACUCGUGUUGAAGGACCCAAAGAUUAUAGUGUUUCUGUUCCUCCAUCAGACAUGGGCCAAAGUCUCAAAUAUGUGCUGGAUGCUGAACUUGGUUGUGAUAUUGAUUUCCGUGUUGGCGAAGAGACUUUUAAGGCUCAUAAGUUGAUACUAGCUGCUCGUUCUCCUGUGUUUAGAGCCCAAUUCUUUGGGCUUGUGGGGAAUCCUAAUUCAGACAAAGUAGAACUUGAGGAUAUUGAGCCCUCAAUUUUCAAGGCUAUGCUCCAUUUUAUUUACUCUGAUGAGCUUCCGGAUUUGCUUGAAAUUGCUGGCUCUACUUCAACACGUACAUCUACUAUAAUGAUGCAGCAUAUAUUGGCUGCAGCGGACCGCUUUGGUUUAGAUAGGCUGAAACAGUUAUGCGAGGCUAAAUUAUGUGAAGAAGUUAAUGUGGAUACAGUGGCUACGACUCUUUCCCUUUCGGAGCAGCAUCAAUGCCUACAGCUUAAAGCCAUAUGUUUGAAAUUUGCAGCAACAAACUUGGGAGUAGUCAUGCAGUCAGAAGGAUUUAAGCACUUAGAAGAGAGCUGCCCGUCACUGUUGUCAGAGCUACUGGAAACAGUUGCAUCAGUUGAUGAGAAGGCGACUGUGAUGUCUAGCAAGAAAAGGACUAGCAGCAGCAUCUUUGGGUUGGAUCUGGCAGAUGGUGCUGCAGCAGAAUCUGUUAAUCCAAAUGCUAGGCGUGUGCGAAGACGGAUGUAAUCUUAUAGUAGUCUUUGAGUGCAAAGCAAGCUUCUUGGUAGAAAAUCUGCUACUAGAAAAUUUAGCUGAUGAUUAUGUUUAUGUUAGUCAAUUCGUUGUUACCGGGAUGUAGGAACAGUUCUAAUGAGCUUAAGUGAUAACUUUUAAUGUUAGCAUUAUUGGUUUCAUGUCCUCUGUUGAUCCAAACAACCUAAGGGCAGGAUAGGUGGUCUAUAAUGUAUCUUGUUAUCUUUUUUUACUACCUGAGCUACUUGUUUCUGUAAGACACAGCUUUAAUGAAUAUGUAACGAGUUCCCCAUAUAAGUGAUGCACGUAUUAUUUUUUUGCUCA
Molecule: messenger RNA, 1893 nt
Organism: Nicotiana attenuata
Lineage: Eukaryota; Viridiplantae; Streptophyta; Magnoliopsida; Solanales; Solanaceae
Product: BTB/POZ and MATH domain-containing protein 3-like
Exons: 4
Coding region: 334-1563 (409 amino acids)
Biological process (GO): protein ubiquitination
Molecular function (GO): protein binding
Source: RefSeq, a predicted model, not a curated record